Messenger RNA from Salarias fasciatus (jewelled blenny), 2166 nucleotides. Its product is annotated as N-lysine methyltransferase SMYD2-like. The transcript has 12 exons. Lineage: Eukaryota; Metazoa; Chordata; Actinopteri; Blenniiformes; Blenniidae. Bases 1 to 1299 code for a protein of 432 amino acids. Gene Ontology annotation, molecular function: protein binding. The record is from RefSeq and is a predicted model, not a curated record. Gene Ontology annotation, cellular component: nucleus.
AUGACCGGCAGCAUCGAGGGUCUGGAGAGGUUCGACUGUCCCGGAAAGGGACGAGGCCUCCGGGUCACCCGGCCCUUCCGGGUGGGGGAGCUGCUGCUGUCCUGCCCGCCGUUCUCGCACGUGCUGUCGGUGAAGGAGCGCGGCUGCUACUGCGAGAACUGCUUCACCAGGAAGGAGGGUUUGGCAAAAUGUGGGAAGUGCAAGAAAGCUUUCUACUGCAACGUGAAAUGUCAGAAAGCGGACUGGGCCAUGCACAAACUGGAGUGUUCAGCAAUGACGGCGUUUGGAGAGAACUGGUGUCCGUCGGAGAUGACCCGCCUGGUGGCCCGGAUCCUCGCCAAGAAGAAAACGCAGAAAGAAAGCUGUGCCUCUGAGAAGAUCCUGCUCAUAGGAGACAUUCAGUCGCAUGUGGAGGAUGAAGAUAAUGAGCAAAAACAAAACAGAGAGGCAGAUAUUGCUGCACUGCAUCGCUUUUACUCCAAGCAUUUGGAUUUGCCUGAGCACAAAGACCUGCAAACUCUCCUCUCACAGGUCGCCUGUAAUGGUUUCACAAUAGAAGAUGACGAACUGUCCCACAUGGGCACUGCAGUCUACCCAGAUGUGGCACUAAUAAACCACAGCUGUCUCCCCAGCGUCAUAGUCACGUAUAAUGGGACUUCGGCCGAGGUUCGAGCCGUGCAGGACAUGAAACCUGGAGAUGAAGUGCUCAUCAGUUACAUAGACCUCCUUUAUCCAACAGACGACCGCAACCACAGGCUGAGAGAGUCUUAUUUCUUCACCUGCAAUUGCCAGGAGUGUAAAUCCAAGUCGAAAGAUAAGGCCAAGUUAAAAGUCCGCAAGCGGAGCGACCCCAUUGAGCCGGACGAUAUCAGCAACAUGACGCGCUACGCCAGGAAGACGAUCAGAGAGUUCCGAGCCUGCAAACACAUCAAAACUCCCAGCGAGCUGCUGGAGAUGUGCGAACAGAGCCUGGAGCAGAUGGGAAGUGUGUUCGCAGAUUCCAAUGUCUUCAUGCUCCACAUGAUGUACCAGGCCAUGGGGGUGUGUCUGUACCUGCAGGACGCUGAGGGCGCCGUCAGCUAUGGCGAGAGGAUCAUCAAACCCUACAGCCAGCUGUAUCCGCCCUACUCCUUGAACGUGUCCUCCAUGUACCUGAAGCUGGGCAGGCUGUACAUGAGCCUGGAGAAGCACUCGGCCGGUGUCAGGGCUCUCAAAAAGGCGAUGGCUAUAAUGGAAGUGGCUCACGGGAAGGAUCACCUCUACCUGAAAGAGCUGCGAAAGGAAAUCACACAAAAAUGAAGCAAGAGGAAAAGCGCCGAUGGACUGCGUACACUUUAAGAAGUUUAUAGCACUAAGGGCACCUUCUUUUCCUUAAUUUAUUUAUUUUUUUAAGUAAAGAUGGAAAGAAUUCAUGUUUUUGUGCCAAGGUUUGUAAAAGUAACUUUUUUUUACACCCGUGUGAAGAACGAGGAAUGGCUUUUUUAAUUUUUUUUUUAACCAAUUCUUUUAUGAUCAUCUUAACUUACAAGCCACUCAGGAGGCUCAUUACCAGAUGAAUCAUUUUGUUUGUGAUUUGGGGAAGUGUUUGACGUGUCAGCUGGCCUGUGUAAUCCAUCAGAGUCGAGUUGUUUACAAAUGUUUGUGCAGGGCGUCUAUGCAAGUAAGAUUCCUGUCAGGCAAACGGGACAGCUGCCUCUCCACAAGGGGCCUGUUUAAAGCUGCGGCGGGCGCCACAAUGGGCGGGCCGAGCGCCGCCUUUUGUUACUGCUAUACGCUAAUUAGGAUUUCCAGAGAAACCUUCUCACUUCUGUGCGUUGCUAAACUUGCAAAUCGAUUAUCUUGGGGCCGCAGUGUUAAAGAAAAUAAGGCUUUAUUGCAUAAUAAGCAAGUACAACAGCUUCAUACAUGUCAGGGGAGAGAAAACAAAAGACUGGAUGCACUGAAAUGCAUUUACAAAAAAUAUGUACACAUUCUUUGAAAGGUGUUUUGGGUGUUUUUGCCAAAAAAAAAGAAAAGAAAAGAAAACAGGGAAAAAUUAAAUAUACACAAACAGUGGAAUGCUGUGUGAGAAAAUACUGUCAGAGAGGAAAUAAGUGCAAAAAAAACACUUAUAUGUAAGGAAAGCACAAAGCUUAUAGUUAUCUGAGAAUAUAUACACUGGAAUAU